Saccostrea echinata is the source of this 324-nucleotide messenger RNA. RefSeq names its product craniofacial development protein 2-like. The record is from RefSeq and is a predicted model, not a curated record. The transcript has a single exon. Lineage: Eukaryota; Metazoa; Mollusca; Bivalvia; Ostreida; Ostreidae. The coding region runs from base 1 to 324 and encodes 107 amino acids.
AUGUUCCAGAUUGGGAGAAAAGCUAACAUCGUAAGAGAGUUUAAUAGAUAUAAGCUGGACAUUAUGGGAGUGAGCAAAGUAAGGUGGACAGGCUUUGUUGAACUAAAGACAACCUCUGGAGAGACCAUCUUGUACUCUGGAGCUGAGGAACAUCAUAGAGGAGUAGGACUUAUACUUAGCAGGAAAAGCCGACAAAGCUUGAUGGAAUGGAAUCCUGUUAAUGACAGAUUCAUCAAUGCACGCUUUUUCUCCCGCUUUACUAAGCUAACAUUAAUACAAAUAUACAGCCCAACAAACGAAGCAGAUGAAGGACACGUUCUAUGA